AUACUCUUAUUAUAUCUUGUACCAUUCAUUUUUCCCUUCUUUCCUCGGAGUUUCGUACGCCAGCAUUUUUAUCAACUUGUUUGUCAACUGGCUUAUCUUUUCACUCUUCUUCUUCUUCCUUACUCUAUAAAACCAUUCCAUUCUUGAUCAGCUUCAUAAAAUUUGACUAGCCAUUUUUCUUUCUAAUCACAAACUUACUUUCAUCAAACCUCGCACAAUCUCUCCCUUUUCUUUCUUAGACUUGCAAAGAAAAUUUGAUGGAUUAUUCUACCUGGUUGAGCUCACCUUCUAUGGAUAAUCUUUCCAAUGCCAACACUCUUCGUCUUUUCGAUGAUGCACCAGUUAGAGAUUCUAACCAUCUUAACAAGCUUGAUUCUGCUUCUACCACUUCUAUAUCUAAUAAUACUGAUGAUGCUUCCAAACUUUGGAUCAAAGAUGAGUUUGUUUUGGAAGUGCAGACGGGUGCUUUACUAGAAGAAUUGAAUAGAGUUAAUGCAGAGAAUAAGAGGCUUACAGAAAUGUUAACUGUAGUGUGUGAAAACUACAAUGAUUUGAAGAGACAAAUGGUGGAUUACAUGACUAAGAGUUCAAGUAAUGAGGUUAACAAUGUCAAUAAGAAAAGAAAGACCGACAAUGCUACUCUUCUUGUUGCAAACAAUAAUAAUGUUGAGACCACUAGUUCAAGUGAUGAAGAAGAUUCAUAUGAGAAACAACCUAAAGAAGAGACUAUUAAAGCUAAGAUCACAAGGGUUGCUGUUCGAACUGAAGCGUCUGAUUCUACCCUUAUUCUUAAGGAUGGAUACCAAUGGAGAAAAUAUGGCCAAAAAGUAACCAGGGAUAAUCCUUGCCCAAGAGCUUACUUCAAGUGCUCAUUUGCUCCAGGCUGCCCUGUUAAGAAGAAGGUUCAAAGAAGUCUUGAAGACCAGUCAAUGCUAGUCGCAACCUAUGAAGGUGAUCACAACCACCCAGCACCAACACAACAAGAGGCUGCACCAUCAGCCUUGAACCGGUCCUUUCCCCUCGCCUCUCCCGCAUCCAAUGCAUCCGUCGUCCCUAAUAACAUCACAAUUGAACGUACCAAGCCUAAGUCCAAUGCCAACAAUGUAAACGAAACUACUGCUACUGCUACUACUACCACUACUACCACGACUAACAACAACAAUAAGACGACGUUGAACAACACAACCAUUAACCCGUUGUCUAAGUUUGGCUCCCCAGAAUUUCAAAAACUAUUGGCUGAGCAAAUGGCUUCUUCUUUAACUAAAGAUCCUAACUUCACAGCAGCUCUCGCAGCUGCCAUUACUGGCCGAUUUGUCAAACAAAGUUCAAGUGAUUGAUUUAUUAGCUAGCAUACUACUAUAUUUAAGUGCAAAGUUCAAAUGAUUCUGGGAUGUUCCUUAAUUGGUACGAGAAAUUGCAUAUACAAGUCUUCAGAUUCACCAGAAAUGCUUUUGGUUAAUGCGCACAACUCAUUGAAGGUGUAGGAAAGUUUGUUUAGGCAAUUGUACAGAUCAUAUAGCAGUUUUUUUCAGUGAUGAAAUUCGAAAAUAUAUAUUGAGAUAAAUUUAUUACUAUUUAUGUAGCUAGUUAAUUGUAAUUGUAAUGAUGAUUAGCAGAAACGUGCUCUUUGAGUAAUUAUAUAUUCAAAUUCAGAUUAUUUAGUAGAACAA
Molecule: messenger RNA, 1670 nt
Organism: Beta vulgaris subsp. vulgaris (sugar beet)
Lineage: Eukaryota; Viridiplantae; Streptophyta; Magnoliopsida; Caryophyllales; Amaranthaceae
Product: probable WRKY transcription factor 40
Exons: 4
Coding region: 258-1337 (359 amino acids)
Biological process (GO): regulation of DNA-templated transcription
Molecular function (GO): DNA-binding transcription factor activity; sequence-specific DNA binding
Source: RefSeq, a predicted model, not a curated record